Octodon degus (degu) is the source of this 493-nucleotide messenger RNA. It is a transcript of the gene Tex9, whose product is annotated as testis expressed 9. The coding region runs from base 43 to 402 and encodes 119 amino acids. The record is from RefSeq and is a predicted model, not a curated record. The transcript is spliced from 6 exons. Lineage: Eukaryota; Metazoa; Chordata; Mammalia; Rodentia; Octodontidae.
GCGAGAAAAUGUGUCGUUGCCUGGGUAACCGCGUCGCGGAAGAUGGCGAGUCAAAGUUUUGGCUUUAGGAGACGCAGCGCCCCAGGGACACCACUCCCGUCGCUGGAUCUUCUCGCCCAGGAGCAAGAAUACAAGCGUUUAAAUGCAGAAUUAGAAGCAAAAACAGCUGAUCUUAUUCAACAAGCUGAGGAAGCAAUAAGAGAUCAACACGAGGCACAGUCCAGGCCUUGUUCAACCCUAUGUAAAUCAUGUGAAGAGAAAGAUGAUUACAGCAUAAGAAGUCCAUUAUCAUCUGAAGGGAUAGUUCAUCUGCAUCCAGAAACUAAGAACCGGGGAUUGAACUCAGGCCCUUGCGCUUGCCAGGAAGUGCUUAUUCCACUGAGCCAUCUCCCCGGCCCCUAAAUUGAAGCAUUUUUGUCUCAUAAUUUUACUGAACAAUUUGGAACAUAGUGGAAAAAUUCUUAGUGAAAUAAGAUUGUAACCUUAUACUUUU